This is a messenger RNA of Schizophyllum commune H4-8, 1041 nucleotides long. RefSeq lists its product as uncharacterized. The transcript has a single exon. The record is from RefSeq and is a predicted model, not a curated record. NCBI's taxonomy places the organism in Eukaryota, Fungi, Basidiomycota, Agaricomycetes, Agaricales, Schizophyllaceae. Bases 103 to 837 code for a protein of 244 amino acids.
CGGGGAGGCUUAUAAGCGCAGAACCAGACUGACCCCUUUACAGACGUCUCUUGCCUUCGUUCCUCCAUCUCUCGCGCGUAUCUUUGCAUUUCUUCAUCAGCCAUGCCUUACCAGCUCGCACCCCUCUCCAACAUCUUCCGCUCCAUCCUCACCACCGCCCGGCGUCCUUCGGAGGCCGUCCCUGCCACCCCCAUCGCCGAGGAUGAUGACGACGUGUACGAUUUCCCUUUGGAUCUCGUCGACGACCGAGCUGGUCUCGGUCUUGGAUACCCUUCUACUUCUUCCCUCUCCAUCUCCAGUCUCGCUGGCCGCGCUGUAGUCACCUCCUCCCCCGCUCCCGCGCCUGCCCCCGUUGUUGCGCCUGCCCCGGCUCCCGAGGCCAUCUCUACCCCGCAGAAGCAGAAGAAGAAGGGCAUCUUUGGCUUUGUCCUCCCCCUUUUCUCCGCCCCCACCGUUACCCCUGCCUCGCCCCUCCUCGCUCCCGCCCUUUCGUACACCCCCUUCGACUCCUUCUCCUCUUCUUCUCGAUCGCUCGCGGCGUUCCUCUCCUCUCCUGCCCCUUCCUCGUACAGCCCUUCCUCCCCUAUUCCCUCUUCUCCCACUCCGCCUUCCCCCAAUCUUGCCAUGCUACGCGCAGCCGCACACGUCCUUCGUCCUGUCUAUUUCCCACGCCGCCCGCUGUACGAUAUACCCGAAGAGAUGCCCUCGCCUCGGCUGCUUUCCCCUAUACCCCCGAUUGCGCGGCAUCGCGGCCCGCUUCUGGUUUGGAAUGCGGAGACGCAGACGUUUGGAUUCUAUCGGAGUCCGCUGCUCACGUCGUCGCCUGUUUACUUCUAAUUCCUUUCCUUCCCCUUCUGUUGUUGUCUUCUUUCGCGCACUGGUCGCUUUUUCUUCUACUGUCUGUUACUUCGUGGUUCCUUUCUUCUCCUCUGCCAUCCCCCUUAUAAUUGCUAUACCCCUUACGCUCUAAUUACCUUCCUAAUCCUCCAUCUCCUUAAUUGCCUUCACCCUCUACCUCUAUCUUAUACCCUAAUGUGGCUC